Racocetra fulgida is the source of this 670-nucleotide messenger RNA. The record is from the annotation of a GenBank genome assembly. Lineage: Eukaryota; Fungi; Glomeromycota; Glomeromycetes; Diversisporales; Gigasporaceae.
GUCACUAAACAUGCUGCUGAUUUUUUAAACACUGAUCCUUCGAAAUUACAAUUGGGAAUGGCAUAUCCAACGACCGGUACAUACAAAGCUGUACUCAAAAGAGUAGCCAACCAAACAUUGUCAGAGAUGCUUCAAACAAUCUAUCUGCCCAAUACACCACGUCUUUUGUAUUAUGAGAUACUCGACAUUAAUAUUACAGAAUUAGAAAAUAAUAUGUUGUUCAAAGAAGUGAUUGAUGUUCUUAUUCCAAAGGAUGCAAUAAUUAAUGAAAUUUUAAACGAAAUUGUAAAAAAACUAUCAUUGCCAAUACCUACUAGUAGAAUUAGAUUAUAUGAUACUGAUAGUUUUAAAAUUCAAAAUGAAUAUAAUUUUGAUGAUCCAAUAGAUAAAAUACCGGAUCAAGUAACAUUAUACGCAGAGGAAAUACCACAAGAAGAAUUGGAACUAUAUGUUGAUGAUAAAAUAAUUCAAGUUUUUCACUUUACUAAAGAGACAUUAUGCGCGCAUGGAAUUCCAUUCAAAUUUGUUCUUAAAGCUGAUGAACCUUUCUCUCAGACAAAGUUGCGUCUUCAAUUACGUUUAGGAAUGAAUGAAAAAGAUUUUUCAAAAGUUAAAAUUGCAGUUGUACAAGAUGAUGUCGAUCCUGAGUAUAUAUACGUAGAUGAUGAUG